UUGUUUUGAUCAUACAGUUCAAUUAUUAGGCGUUCGUGUUGAGAAUAGUAUGUUUUUGUUGUUUAAUGAUGGAUGUUCUUAAGCCUAAAACUGUUCCUCUCUGUGAGGAAACUAUUCUGUGGUUCGAAUUUCUAUUGAAACCUAAUUUAUUAUUAAAACAUUUGUCCAAUCCUGCACCUGAUCCAUCGCCGACAGAAUUGAUAACACAGUUUCUUUCGAUAGCCCCCGAAAAUCAAAGCCAAAAUGAGCUCAAUUCGCCCGAGGCUGAUAGUAUGAAUAAAAACGAAGGCUUAAAAUACAGCAAGAAGCAGCUGGCACUGAAGAUUCUGGCCCUCAAGGUGGCCGCAUAUUUGCGAUGGGAUUUGGAUGUAAUGGAGAAGAAUUUGCCGCUGCAGAGACAGAUCCAACUGCUAAGUGAUCUGUGCAGUGUGACGGCAGGUAAAACAGUCAGUCUACCACUUUCGUUGGUACAUGAAUGUCCAAUCAUUGGACCGGAAGGAUCCAAACAUUCGCUGAACUUCGCGUUGACCUUGUACCACCGGUGGGUACUGAGAGCCCAAGUAAUUCGAGGAUCUGUUGCGAAAACCAACAAACCGUACACUCACAUCACGGGCGUUCCGGAUUCUGCAUCGUACUCGAUGAGGGAUGAUUCGUUUAUUAAUUCCCUCGAGCCUUUCACCAAUAUUAGUAUUGAUUUUCUGAACCAGGUGAUUGUUGAUCCCGAUCCGUUCCGAAUUCUAACGUACGAUUCGUUUGUUGCCCUUGAUGCUCAUACGGAGUGUCUCCAACAGCGAUUCGAUACCGCUAUUGCGAUAUCGAAGGCUGAGCUGAAAGCGCAAAUCUGCUUCGAUCUUUGUUUGUACUAUUUGUAUGUUCAGAAGUACGAGCUGGCCAAGCAGAAUAUAUUGCUAAGCAAAGACAACUUCUAUCAAAUGAAGCAGGAAUAUAGCAGAGGGUUGUCGAGGACAUAUCUGUUCUGUAGUGUUGACGAAGAGCAACUUCAUGGUUAUCUUUUGGCAUGUGGCGUUACCGGGGAACCCGAAGGAUUACUCCAACGGCUGAAUGAAUCCGUUGUCAAUCACUAUUCCGAGGUGAUUUCCAUCCUGAAAGAGGAUAACAUUAGAAGAGAAAUUCCAAUGACGCAAAGAAAGAUUCUGGAAUUGAACGUUGAAGGUUUUGUUUCGAUGGGAAGUCCCGAGGCUAGUACUAAUGAUCAGAAGGAGCUGGAGCUUUCUGUUGUCGCGCUGAACGUAAUCCGACACGUUUUAGAUGGCGAUGACAUUCUCGGUUGCAAUGUAGCUCUGCAGAAGUAUAAGCAGCAGCAGCUGAAACUCGUAGAGCUAAUGCUGAUGUACGUUGAUGAGCAAUUUGAAGAAUUUGGUUUAUCGGAUCGAGAGUUACUGAAAAAGUAUUUCAUACAGACGAUUAGUUUUUCCUGCAACUCGGAUGGGGUGGAAAGUUUGAUUAAAGUCUAUCACAAACUGAUUAGCAUCCAAGAGUUUGAAGAUUUGAAGAAGCAAAAGACGAAAGACGACGUCCAAUUUACCGGGAUUGGAAUCAUGGCUGAUUGGAGUGUGAAUGACUCCAAGGUACCGAGUCUGGAAGUUGGAACAUAUGAACGACAGCUGAUCACAUGUACGCACGCAAGCGGUGUCCGCAAGAUGCUCGUGAAACUUGCUGGAAUGAAUCCAACAAAGCCGCUCUGGAAAAUCAAUCCCAGUUGGUCUAUUCCUUCGCCGAUGAAACAAAUCCUAAUGUCGCUCCAACGAGGAUUUUUCCAAGAUUUUGCUUACAUCCUAGUGGGAAAAUCCCGCGAACUGGCCGCCAGGAAAGACUAUUCCGCAGCAAUAGCUCUACUUACCUGUUUGAAAAGUGAAACAGCACGGACUGAUUUGUCUGGCAAUCCGCUGGUGUUGAAGCUGGGUAAAAUGGCCGCUUGGGAGGGGUUACUCAUUCAGAUACAACAGAUACUGGAGGAGUGGCCGAAAAAACCAACCGACCAGAUCCAACUGGUGCGCAAUUGUAAGCAAUGUUUGAACGCCAGCACCAACAAUGAUGUAGCGCCUCGUGCGAAGAUUUUAGAACACUGUGCUGCAAUUCUGCUGAAUCUGAACGACUGGAACAGUUUACUGACUCCGGACAAGCGCUUUCCCGCGUUGGAACUCAGUGCAUCCGUGGCCCAGGCCUUUUUGGACAUAGAGAAGUUCAAGGGGACUAAAAAGAACAGCCGCGACGCGUGGGAUUUGAUACUGCCGAUGUUUAUCAACCCGCAAAGCUCACGCCAACGUCAUCCAACGGACAACACAGGUAUGUUGCAGUCGUUUUUGGCGAAAUUGCGGGAUCCGCUGGUGAUAUCGAUUGUGCUCUCACUUUUGACUAAAUUGCACAACAUUCUGAAGGAUGAAACUAAUUUGGAUCUUAACGCCGAAUACAUGUUUUUAUGGCCAGCCAACGUGAACAACCCCGCGAUUUAUAGCAUAAAAAUGGUCGAUGAAACGCUGAACAAUCUGUUGCAACAAUCACUCAAAUACUAUUCAAACAACAUUCCGUGGAUCAAGCUGAAGGGUGACAUUGAGUAUUCGAAUGGCAAUCACGAAGCGGCAAUGCAUUACUAUGUGACGGCGUUGGUUUCCGGAUCGGAGUACUGCACCAUCCAUUUGCAGCGACCGCUUAUGGACGAUUUUAUUAUUCGACGCAUGAUCAAGUGUAGCUCGACUUUGGGCUGUUUCAUGCAGGCCGCUGUAUUGUGCCAGUUUUUGGAUGAGACUGACUAUGGACUAGCGUUCAAGAAUGUCGGUGAGAAGACAGCCAGUUUUUCCGAUGCUAUGGACUCAUACUACGGUUGCAUAUGGGAUCCAACGUUGCUGGAGUUUAUCGUUAAUUGGCAUUUGAAGAAAGGCGAACAUAAGCGUAGGCUUCAGGCGAUAUCCUAUCUUGGCCAACUGGAACUGAACGCAAACAACAAUGAAGAAAUCAAACGAGAGGCUGCGGCUAUUCGGAAGGCCCGAUUCCUACGUUCCCUAGCGAAGCAGUACAUGUUAUAAACGUACAAUAAAACAUUAGAAAAUCAUCAA
This is a messenger RNA of Toxorhynchites rutilus septentrionalis, 3074 nucleotides long. RefSeq names its product integrator complex subunit 8 (gene IntS8). Bases 66 to 3044 code for a protein of 992 amino acids. The record is from RefSeq and is a predicted model, not a curated record. The transcript has 5 exons. Gene Ontology annotation, cellular component: integrator complex. NCBI's taxonomy places the organism in Eukaryota, Metazoa, Arthropoda, Insecta, Diptera, Culicidae. Gene Ontology annotation, biological process: snRNA 3'-end processing.